This is a messenger RNA of Rhodamnia argentea, 615 nucleotides long. RefSeq names its product ubiquitin-like protein 5. Gene Ontology annotation, molecular function: protein binding; protein tag activity. Lineage: Eukaryota; Viridiplantae; Streptophyta; Magnoliopsida; Myrtales; Myrtaceae. The transcript is spliced from 2 exons. Gene Ontology annotation, cellular component: nucleus; cytoplasm. The record is from RefSeq and is a predicted model, not a curated record. Gene Ontology annotation, biological process: protein modification process; mRNA splicing, via spliceosome. The coding region runs from base 110 to 331 and encodes 73 amino acids.
UUCUCUCUCUCUCUCUCUUCCAUUCCACUGUUGGUUUAGCCAUCGAAACCGAAGGAGGGAGAGAAACAUCAGGGCUUUAGGGUUUUCGGGGAGCAGCGAUCGAGCGAAGAUGAUCGAGGUGGUGCUGAACGACCGGCUGGGGAAGAAGGUGAGGGUGAAGUGCAACGAGGACGACACCAUCGGCGACCUCAAGAAGCUCGUCGCCGCCCAGACCGGCACUCGGCCCGACAAGAUCAGGAUCCAGAAGUGGUACAACAUCUACAAGGACCACAUCACCCUCAAGGACUACGAGAUCCACGACGGCAUGGGUCUCGAGCUCUACUACAACUGAUCCAACACCAUCCCAAACCCCCUUCUGGUGGAGAACUCACAUGGAAAUCCACCUGGAACUGGGGGUGCGUGGACGCCUGAAAUCUGUAGUCUGGUUCCAUAUACUAUAUUUGCAUGGACAGUGUAUCUACUGCCGUUGACUUUUCUAUGUCUGUGACCGUGAGAAUGUGUAAACUUGGGGUCAAACUCCUGUUAUUGGAAAACUGGGAAUAUAUGUUGCUGCGGUGCAUUUAAAAACUUGUUCGGCUGCUGCAUUAUGAGGUAUUAUUGUCCUGUGGUUGCGUG